This is a messenger RNA of Drosophila serrata, 1681 nucleotides long. RefSeq lists its product as uncharacterized. The record is from RefSeq and is a predicted model, not a curated record. Gene Ontology annotation, cellular component: cytoplasm. Gene Ontology annotation, molecular function: 5'-deoxynucleotidase activity. Lineage: Eukaryota; Metazoa; Arthropoda; Insecta; Diptera; Drosophilidae.
GCAACAACACAGCUCUCUAGUCAGGCGAAGUUCGGCGACAGCGACAGUCACAAUUCACCCUCGCACGCGGACGGUUAUAGUCACUGCGAAUCAGAGUCGGAUUUGGAGUCGGCGCACCACGGCAAUCAUUUUCCAUCAGCCCACCAAUUGGCCCGAAAGCUAUUGGAGCAGCGUAGCCAGGAUAUCCAGCGUCAGAUUCAUACACAAUCGGUCAGCGGACAGCGAGCCAAGUCCUCCCAACAGCAGCAGCAGCAAACCACCACCAAGUUCGCCAUGUCAUCGCUAGCGGCGGAGCCCCUGCAAGCCCACAAGGCGGAUGAAAUCACGGCCUCCGGGGCGGACAAUGCCGUGGAGUCCCCUGGACUGGGUGCCUCCUGUCAUGAUGUGGCCUCCGCAUCGGCCAGUGCCGGUACAAAGGCCUGCUUCAGCACUGGCCUUGGCGAGAUCAUACAGUUCAUGGAGCUCAUUGGCAAUCUGAAGCACACGAAACGCACUGGCUGGGUGCUACGUGAUGUCAACGAUUGCGAAUCGAUUUCGGGUCACAUGUACCGGAUGAGCAUGUUAACCUUCUUGUUGGACGGCAGCGAGGGACUAAAUCAAAUUCGAUGCAUGGAGCUAGCGUUAGUUCAUGAUUUGGCUGAGAGUUUAGUGGGUGAUAUAACGCCUUUCUGUGGCGUGUCCAAGGAUGAGAAGCGUGCGAUGGAGUUUAAGGCCAUGGAGGAUAUAUGCAAGCUGAUUGAGCCGCGUGGCAAGCGCAUUAUGGAACUUUUUGAGGAAUACGAGCAUGGCCAGAGUGCCGAGAGCAAGUUCGUAAAGGAUCUGGAUCGUUUGGACAUGGUUAUGCAGGCGUUUGAGUACGAGAAGCGUGACAAUUGCCUCCUCAAGCAUCAGGAGUUCUUUGACUCUACCGAAGGCAAGUUUAACCAUCCGUUUGUAAAGAAACUCGUCAACGUCUACGAGCAACGUGAUGUCCUGGCCAAGGCCAAGGGCGCCACGCCGCCGCCAGCCAUUGAGGUUCCCAGCAUGGAGAAGUCUUCGAAACUGGCCAACGGUCAUGACAGCUCGAGUUGAGCGUUAUUCUAGGAACCACCUCUUAGGCUAUAGCACAUGAACACAUACACACACAUCCUUCUCACUAUGCUCUUAAUUUGUAAGCCAACAACAAAUCCAACUAACAAACUGUUACGCCUACCUCGACACGCUCAUAGUUAGACUUAACUUUUAACACACUAAUUUAUUGCGAAAGAAAUGUUGAAGACGAUGUGACGUCUCCUUAGUUCAAUUUCCUCUAUGUUAAGCGUAAAGUUGCAGAAGAGUUUUAGCUAAAUAUUCGAUUGAUCAGACUAAGAAACAACACACACAAUUGUACAUAGCUAAAAUGAAUUGUAGUUAAUUUUAAAGAUGAACAGAAGAACCGUGCACGAGAUUCAUUAUUAUUGUAAAUUAUGUCCUAUAGCAAUUUUAUUCAAACCGACAAAAUAAUGAGUGAAUCAAAAAUUAUUCUUCAGCAACUAAAAUAAUCAAAAUUACUUGAUUUUAUCUUAUAAUUUGUACACCCUCUUAACGAAUCGAACAAUUGUUAUUACAAAAAUUAUAAUUAACAAAAAAAAUUGUAAAUUAGGCAGUAUAUAUACAUAUAUAUAAAGAUGCAGUCACGCCUCAGAGUGGCUAAAAAGACAAA